CCGUGCAUUGGUGUUGGUGUGAGAACGCGUUCGAAAAGUGUUUGAACGGCGGAAAAGAACUCGCUCCAGCAUCGUAACCGUUGACAUUUCUGAAUUUUACACGCGCCCGCUCCCGCUCAGCAUCAGGCGAAGCAACAAGGACUCGCAACAGGAAGCCACCGAAAUUGUCCUUGGCCGUCGAUAGCAUCAUCGUUGGGCAAAAAAAAGCGUACAAAGCGUUACGUUUCCUGGUACACGCCGGUUUCUAGAAUCUGCAACACCAUCGUCUGCGCUUGGGCAUUUUUGCAUUCUGUCUCGGGACUUGUAAUUAUUCGGAGGAAACUGUAAAGAGCGUGGAGUGGUAGUUUGAAGAAGUAGGUAAACAUGAGUAGCGCUACUAGACCCGACGAGAAGGCGGUGGACAUCCCGGAGGAGCUGUAUGAUGGCGGCUCGAAACGGACCUACCGGAGGCUGCGGUUUUUUGGCAAGGGAGGAUUCGCCAAGUGCUACGAGAUCGUGGAUGUGGCGACAAAGGAAGUGUUUGCCGGGAAGAUCGUCUCGAAGAAGUUGAUGCUGAAGCACAACCAGAAGGAGAAGAUGACGCAGGAAAUCACGAUUCACCGGUCGUUGAACCACAAAAACAUUGUCGGUUUCCACAGCUUCUUCGAUGAUCCGCUCAAUAUCUACAUCGUGCUGGAACUGUGCAAGAAGCGGUCGAUGAUGGAACUGCACAAACGCCGUAAAUUCAUCACCGACUACGAGUGCCGGUACUACAUGCAUCAGGUGAUGACGGGAGUCAAGUAUCUGCACGAUAAGCACAUCAUCCAUCGGGACUUGAAGCUAGGCAAUCUGUUUCUGAACGAUAACCUGCACGUUAAGAUCGGUGACUUUGGUCUGGCUACCAAGAUUGAGUUCGAGGGCGAGCGCAAGAAAACGCUCUGCGGUACGCCGAACUAUAUCGCACCGGAGAUACUCAACAAGAAGGGUCACAGCUACGAGGUGGACAUUUGGUCGAUUGGGUGCGUGAUGUACACGCUGCUCGUCGGAAAGCCACCGUUCGAAACGAAGAGUCUGAAGGACACGUACAGUCGCAUCCGGAAGUGUGAAUACCGGUUGCCACCGACGCUGCGUAAAAGUGCGGCGGACAUGAUCUGCGCCAUGCUGCAGUCCGAUCCUGUGAAGCGACCACUCAUUAAUAAGCUGUUUGAGUUUGAAUUUCUUGCCCACGGUCACAUUCCUUCCUCGCUGCCCAUCUCGUGCCUUACGAUGGCACCGCGUGCCGAUCAGCUGGAGCCAGCGGAGCGCCUUAACCGUAAACCACUCUCUGAGAUGAAUGGUGGUGACGAUACGCGAUUCGAAUCGUCCUUCCUGAAGAACAAUCUACACGACGCCAUCACUGCGAGCGGUAUGAUCUCGCGCCAUAACGAUACGUACCGGACGGACAUCGAGACACUGCACCGCGAGCUCACGAAGCUGUUUUUGGCAAAACCACCGCGAUUGGCCAACAAUCUGGAUGACGAAAACACGGAUCCAGCCGUUCAGCCCCUGUUUUGGGUGUCCAAAUGGGUGGAUUACAGUGAUAAGUACGGUUUCGGGUACCAGCUGAGCGACGAAGGCAUGGGCGUUAUGUUUAACGACACAACGAAGCUAAUUAUGCUUGCCAAUGGCCAUAACGUUCAUUUCAUUGAUAAAGAGGGCCAGGAAACGUACUGGGAUGUGAACAGCUUCCCGCCGCAUCUGGAGAAGAAGAUGAAGCUGCUGACUUACUUCAAGCGAUACAUGAUGGAGCAUCUGGUGAAGGCUGGCGCCGGAGCCGCGAACGUUGAGAGCGAUCAGCUAUCUCGUAUCCCGCACAUGCAUACCUGGUUCCGCACCAUGUGCGCCGUCGUUAUGCAUCUCACCAAUGGUACCGUACAGCUUAACUUCUCCGAUCACCAGAAGAUCAUACUUUGCCCGCUGAUGAGAGCCGUCACACUGAUGGACAACAACAAAAACUUCCGUACAUACCGCUUCCAGACGAUCAUCGAUCAGGGUUGCUCAAACGAUCUGUACACUAAGCUCCGGUACGCUCAUGAGAAGAUCAAGAAGCUGUUGGAGAAGCUUACGUAGAGAGGGUCGAGGUG
Anopheles darlingi is the source of this 2102-nucleotide messenger RNA. RefSeq names its product serine/threonine-protein kinase polo (gene polo). The transcript is spliced from 6 exons. The record is from RefSeq and is a predicted model, not a curated record. Gene Ontology annotation, molecular function: protein binding; protein serine/threonine kinase activity; ATP binding. Lineage: Eukaryota; Metazoa; Arthropoda; Insecta; Diptera; Culicidae. Gene Ontology annotation, biological process: protein phosphorylation; mitotic cell cycle; regulation of cytokinesis. Gene Ontology annotation, cellular component: centrosome; nucleus; spindle pole. The coding region runs from base 364 to 2088 and encodes 574 amino acids.